GCGCCGCCAUAUUAUCCAGCUGCGAACUUUUUUGUUGUUGACAUCUGACGCGUCAUUUUUAAGCGACUCUAUUAGCACGUACCACAAGUUAUUGGUUUGACCAGAGAGAACAUGGCAGACCUCGGUGUGAAAGCAGGGGAUACGGUGCUGUUAGUCUGGAAUCAGCCCUCAUCCCCAACAUCUUUAAAAGAGCUUGCAGAGAGUCUAGGGGCUUUAGUUGGCCCCAAGGGCCGAGUGUCAGUGGAGAACAUGGAGAGACUUCUAAUGUCUUCACAUGCAGCAUCAAGUUACGACUGGGUCCUCUCAAGUCUGCUCUCUGAUAGCUCUUCCAUUCACAGUUCAGAGACGUUAGCAGAAAUGGCCAGAGUGAUGAAACCUGGUGGUAAACUAGUGCUAGAAGAACCAGUUUCAGGAAUCGAUGACCAAAAAGUGAGAACUGCUGAGAAACUUAUAUCAGUCUUGAAGUUGUCUGGACUGAUGUCUGUGAUAAAGGUCAGUGAAGGACCCUUGACCCCAGAAGCUAUAUCAGCCCUCAAGACAUCCACAGGAUUCCAAGGGAACACUCUGUCCAAGUUGCGCCUGUCUGCUUCUAAACCCAACUUUGAGGUGGGCUCUUCUAGCCAGCUGAAGCUUUCAUUUGGGAAAAUGACUCCAAAACCAGCAGAAAAACCCGCUCUUGACCCCAGUGCUGCCAAGGCCUGGACUCUGUCAGCCAAUGAUAUGGAUGAUGAUGAUGUGGACUUGGUAGAUUCAGAUGCUCUGUUGGAUGCAGAUGACCUAAAAAAGCCAGACGCUGCUUCCCUCAAGGCACCCUCCUGUGGUGACGGCAGCGCCAAGAAGAAGAAGGCUUGCAAGAACUGCACAUGUGGUCUUGCUGAUGAGCUGGAACAGGAGAGCAAGAGUGCCCAGACGAUCAGCCAACCCAAGUCGGCCUGUGGGAGUUGUUACCUGGGCGAUGCUUUCCGAUGUGCCAGCUGUCCGUAUCUUGGAAUGCCUGCCUUUAAACCUGGGGAGAAGAUUGUCCUGGCCAACACAGGGCUGAAUGAUGCCUAGAAACAUAGCCACAACAUAUUAUUUCUGGAGCACCCCAUUAUUUACAUUCCUUACAGCCCGUUCCACUAGCCACCAACCCCUGGAGUUCCUUAAUCAAGUCCAGGAUGUCUGAGAUAAAAAUUGCUGUGUCUGAAUGUCCAUGUGUGUUCUGAAUAGUAGGCAUUUUGUAAUAUCUCUCCUAAAUGGUAUUAUUUUACCAAGGUUUCUGUAUUGUCUAGUAGAAGUCACUGCACAGUUGUGGAAGGAAAGAGUCUAUUCCAACAUGUCAUCAUCAGAGGUUAGGUGAACUAAAACCAAUGGUAGUAAUUAGUACAAGGCAUUAGAUGACACAUUCAAAGUAGAAUGAGCCUAAUUCGCUGGUAUUUGUUGCUUAAUUCAUGUUUAUUUAACAGUAUAUUCUAAAUAGUAUGCCAGUUAAGUAGGUAAUAGGCAAGAUCAUUUUUGGACACAGCCAGAUGUUCAGUACGUGACGGCAAAAAAGCUGUUUGAGAUAAUAAAGGCCAAAAGCACUAAACGGAAGUCGGUAAUGUGCUGUUUCUGGUUUUAAUAUAACAAUACAGUUGCUAUUCUAACCAAGUGGAAACUGAUGGAAAUAUACAGUAAAGAUUUCAUGCAGUACUUGCCAUAUUUUAAUUAUGAUUUGUUAUAUUAGCUGUUAAAGGGAUCAUGUGUAUAUUACUUUGUAUAGUUUCUACAAAAAUAAAUAUAUUCAUCACAUUUG
Esox lucius (northern pike) is the source of this 1774-nucleotide messenger RNA. RefSeq names its product cytokine induced apoptosis inhibitor 1 (gene ciapin1). Gene Ontology annotation, molecular function: iron-sulfur cluster binding. Bases 112 to 1053 code for a protein of 313 amino acids. Gene Ontology annotation, biological process: iron-sulfur cluster assembly. Gene Ontology annotation, cellular component: cytoplasm. The record is from RefSeq and is a predicted model, not a curated record. Lineage: Eukaryota; Metazoa; Chordata; Actinopteri; Esociformes; Esocidae. The transcript is spliced from 9 exons.